Messenger RNA from Cladophialophora bantiana CBS 173.52, 1824 nucleotides. RefSeq lists its product as uncharacterized. Bases 1 to 1824 code for a protein of 607 amino acids. The transcript is spliced from 4 exons. The record is from RefSeq and is a predicted model, not a curated record. Lineage: Eukaryota; Fungi; Ascomycota; Eurotiomycetes; Chaetothyriales; Herpotrichiellaceae.
AUGGACCCGGCAACAUCGUAUAUACUAGACCUUGAUCGGCAGUCGCUAGCCGUUGAUUUCAUCGAAAAUCGCCUAGCGAAGUACCACCCAGGAUUUGCGACGCCGCCUGCUCGGUACGAUCCGGCCCUCGACAGCUUCAUAAUCUUGACACCGCCAGCAGAUGCAAGAAUGCAGUCACCACAGACUUCCGCUAUGCCGCCACAAGGGGAUGUCCAAAUUUUCCCAAGGCCGCCCGCAAAGCCUGUAGCGGCGCUCAAAUUCUGGGACCUCCUAUUCGCCCGUGCCAUGAGCCAAUUCAAGAUGGCUUCGGAAGAACCAAAGGGCCACGAGGCAGCCAGAUUCAGUAUCCGGGACAAAACCAACUGGACUGCCGUCUGUGGCCAACUGGAAAAAGCCAGAGAUCUCUACUUCGAAGGGAAAGAGCCUACCAGCACCAUGAGGAACGUUUAUCACAAGCUGGCCAAUCGUGCCGCCCCCGUCGCCCUCGAUGUCACCAAGCUGGUUCCAGACAUGAACAGUGUGUUUGUGACACCUGUUGUAGCCUCGAUUCGGAUUAUCCUAGAGGCAUUUCCAGAUAAUGAAAAUAUCGUUCAGGCUUCCGUCGAGUUGAUCAUGGCUACAUUCUCUGCCAUUGAAGCGGUCAUUGGAUUCUUCCUGAAAUCGGCCCGCAAGCUCCAUCUCCUGAAUCGAAUGGGCCGGGCCAUCCUCAGCAGGGAGAAUUACGAGCAACAAAUGCUAGACACGCUUCAGAAGGCCGAGUCUAAGAGCCAACGGCUUCUUCGCGAGGCAAAAAAUUCUGGCCUAUUGUUCAUGAGUGAGGGGAUGCGGCGGAUUCUUGCUCGUCAGGAAAAAUUACACCACGAGAGCAAAGAAAACUUCAAAUUAAUGCUUGACACUCUUUUGAAGGAACCUGCGGCCAACAGAAAAGGUAGACUAAAACUGAACUUUCUUCAUGUCGCUGUCCAAUCUAUCUCGCGCCCAGCAUCACCCAACCCUCCGCCCUAUGAGAGCGCGGCCGAACGCCACAUGGACCCGCAAGACCUUCUUGACUGGAUUAACAUUCCGAAUGUGGCAGAUUAUGACCUCAAGUUCAUUAAUGAGAAGAGACAGAUACGGGUCCCGAUGAACGAGCAGGCACGCGCCGAACAGCUCAUCCAAGCGAGACAACUCAAGGACUGGAUGGUAUGCCCUACAUCAUCGCAGCUUCUGAUCCACGGAGACUACCAAGGCAAACAAGACAUGUCGGGCAUAUCCCUGUUCUGCUCGUCCCCUGCCCAAUCACUUGUCGCCAGAGUUCCACAGUAUAUACCCCUCGUUUUCUGCUGCGGUCUCCGCACUGAUCGGACCGUUGGUGAUUACACUGGAGACCUCGCGAUCAUCCAGAACUUCAUUUGCCAACUUCUAUGCCAGUUCGACUUUGACAAGAAAUUGUUGGCCAACGACGUGGGCGAAGACCGCAUCCGGAAUGGAGAUAUCGGCAAGUUGUGCAGCUUGUUCGAGUUGCGCGUUAAACAACUACCCAGUACAGUCGUGCCGUUUUGUCUAAUAGACGGCAUUGUGUAUUAUGAGAGGAAAGAGUUUGUGAAUGAUCUGAGACUCGUGCUGGUCACACUGCUAAAGAUCUCAGAGCAGAACGACCAGGCAGCGGUAAAAGUCCUUAUCACCAGCCCAACCAUGACAACAUCUGUUAGGAAGCCAUUUCCGGAUGAACUGAUUUUGUCUAUGGCAUCAAUGGCUCACUCGGACAAGGUUGCUAGCAAAUGGAGGCUAGAAAGACAACUGAGAGAAUCUCAGGAACAACCAAUCGAUGACGAAGCUGGGUGA